GUUGAAAGUGUCGACUGUAGUGCGCGUGUUAAUUUUGUCGAGAUUUGGCAAUAAAUACAUAUAUAUCACAUUAAGAAACACGAAAAACAUUAACUGUUGUAAUGUGCGUGAAAUGAAUGUGUCAACAUCAUUCUACUGUUUUUACGCGGCAACGCAGAAUAUUUUGAUUGAUUGCUUUUGAAUGUCCAGCACGAUCAUCGACAACGUUUCUUGAAAUUUUCAGGAUGAAGUUCGGUUAUACAAUCGAGGAGUCGCAGAAAAAAUAUCCGGAGAUCACGGAUGAACUUUUGAAGAGUCUGCAAAAGUGGGCGGAUGAUCGAGAAAUUCCGAAAAUUCCAGAGGAGCAAUUGGCAUUAUUCGCGCACAGUUGUUACUUUGAUUUAGCGGCCACGAAACGAUGCAUGCAUGCUUAUUAUAAAAUGCGCGCCACAAUCCCGGAAUUUUUUCACGAUAGAGAUCCCAGGCGCGAGUAUUUGCAACAUUCUUUGAAAGCUUUGGAGUUUGCAGCGCUUCCCAAGCCAGAUCGAAAUGGUUCUCGGAUAAUUUUUCAUCGUCUGGCGGAUACACGACCUUCUCAAUACAAAUUCAAUGACGGCAUCAAGCUGCUGUUUAUGUCUAUCGAAGCGAGUCUCUACACAGAAGGUUGUUCGCCGGGAUAUGUGUUCCUCUUCGAUAUGCAAGGUGUGGGACUCGGCCACUUGACCAAGUUGUCGAUAAGUAGUAUUCGCUGGUUCUUUGAGUACCUCCAGGAAGCCAUGCCAGUCAGACUCAAGGCCAUCCAUGUGGUGAAUGCGGUCUGGUUCAUGGACAAAAUUCUCGCUCUGAUCAAGCCAUUCAUGAAGAAAGAACUUUAUGAAAUGCUUCAUGUUCAUACCGGUGACUUCUCUGAAAUAUAUUCUGAUAUAUCGCCUCCCGAAUGUCUGCCGAAAGACUAUGAUGGAGAAUUGGAUUCUAUCGCAAACCUUCAUAAAGAGCACUGCGUGAAGUUGGAUCACUUGCGGGAUUAUUUCCGGGAAGAGGAAGCUCUAUUUCGCAAUUAUUCAUUUAACAAAGAGAAAAUAGCAAGUAGUGAAAACAUUAUGCAAAGCACUAUCAAGGACUAAAAGAUAUUAGAACGAUAAUGAUGUAGUUGAUAGACGUGCAAUGGUAUAGCUUGAUUCAUGUAGGUAAAUAAAGGUCAGGACAUCAUUACUGCUUUCUAA
This is a messenger RNA of Nylanderia fulva, 1202 nucleotides long. RefSeq names its product alpha-tocopherol transfer protein-like. Lineage: Eukaryota; Metazoa; Arthropoda; Insecta; Hymenoptera; Formicidae. Gene Ontology annotation, cellular component: membrane. The record is from RefSeq and is a predicted model, not a curated record. Gene Ontology annotation, molecular function: phosphatidylinositol bisphosphate binding.